Molecule: messenger RNA, 2939 nt
Organism: Neltuma alba
Lineage: Eukaryota; Viridiplantae; Streptophyta; Magnoliopsida; Fabales; Fabaceae
Product: G-type lectin S-receptor-like serine/threonine-protein kinase LECRK3
Exons: 1
Coding region: 1-2451 (816 amino acids)
Biological process (GO): protein phosphorylation
Molecular function (GO): ATP binding; protein serine/threonine kinase activity
Source: RefSeq, a predicted model, not a curated record
AUGGCUUCUUCUCUGAAUUUCCUUCUCCUCUGUUUUCUGCCUUCCCUUUGUGUUUUUGCCCAAACCCGAAGAAGUAACAUCACUGUGGGUGAUUCUUUCAACGCAGAUGGCAAUUCCUCAUGGGUGGUUUCACCUUCUGGGGAUUUCGCCUUUGGCUUUCAACCCCAUAAAAAUAAUAGUUUCUUCUUGCUCUCCAUCUGGUAUGCCAACAUUCCAAACAUAACCGUUGUUUGGUAUGCAAAUGGAGACAAUCCUGCUCCAAAGGGGUCAAGAGUUCAGCUUACUGCAGCAGAAGGGCUUAAGAUUACUUCUCCUGAUGGUCAAACUCUAUGGACACCAGAAGUGAGCCCUUCAGGUGCCGUUGCUCAUGGUGCCUUGAAUGACUUGGGCAACUUUGUUCUUCAGGAUGGCAGCUUUAAGUCUGUCUGGGAGACCUUUGGGAAUCCCAGAGACACCAUGUUGCCCUCACAAAUUUUGGAGAAGGGAGAAAAGCUUUCUUCUCGGAAGUCAGAUGCGGAUUUCGCACGGGGAAAGUUUCGACUUGUUCUUCAGGAUGAUGGUAAUCUUGUCAUGCAUUCUGUAAACUUACCAUCUGGGUACGCUAAUGAAGACUAUUACGACACUGGUACUGUUGAGUCCAAUGCCUCAAGUGCUGGAAUUCAACUGGUCUUCAACAAAACGGGAGACUUUUAUGUUAGAAUGAAGAACAAUGGUACGUACCCCUUCUCAGACCAGAGCAUAGGCUCUCCAACUCAAUUUUAUCUUCGAGCUACUCUUAACUUUGAUGGAGUUCUCACUUUCUAUCAACAUCCCAAGAGGUCCACUGGUAAUGAAACUUGGACACCUGUCUGGUCUCAGCCAGAUAACAUUUGUAAGCGUCAGCGGGUCAGUGAAGGAACAAGCAUUUGCGGGUAUAAUGGCUAUUGCACAUUGGGUGAAAAUAGUAGGCCACAGUGUCAAUGCCCACCACGUUAUUCCCUACUGGAUCCUCUUGAUCCAUAUGGUGGUUGUAAACCAGAUUUCGUCCAGGGCUGUAAAGAAGAUGAGCUUAGUCAGAGGAAAGAUCUGUAUGAGUUUGAAGUGUUGACAGAUGUAGAUUGGCCUCUCUCUGACUAUGUGCUUCAAAGGCCUUUUACAGAAGAUCAGUGCAGAAGUGCCUGCAUGGAAGAUUGCUUCUGUGCCGUUGCCAUUUUCAGAUCAGGUGACAGUUGCUGGAAGAAGAGGUGGCCACUUUCAAAUGGCCAAUACGACACGGGUCUUAAUGGUGCUAAGGCCUUGAUCAAGGUCAGGAAAGACAAUUCCUCCUUAAUUGGUCCUCCUGGUCCUCCAAUCAUCAAAGGAAAGAAUCAGGACACUUUGGUUUUGGUGAGCUCUGUCCUCUUAGGUAGCUCUGCCUUUCUUAAUCUCGUAUUAAUUGGAGCAUGCUGUCUAGGUUUUUCCUUCAUUUAUAAAUUGCAGAAGAAGCGUACAAGUGUUUGCCGAAGUGACAGUGCUGUUGAAACCAAUUUGCGUUGUUUUACUUAUAAGGAACUUGAAGAGGCUACAAAUGGAUUUAAGGAAGAGUUAGGAAGAGGAGCUUUUGGUGUUGUUUAUAAAGGAAUCAUAGAAAUGGGCACUGCAGUAACUGUGGCAGUCAAAAGGUUGAACACCUUUCUUGUGCAAGAAACUGAGAAGGAAUUCAAGAAUGAAGUUAAUGUCAUUGGCCAGACCCAUCACAAGAAUUUGGUUCGUUUGCUUGGGUUCUGUGAGGAGGGGACAGAAAGGCUGCUGGUGUAUGAGUAUAUGAGCAAUGGCACAUUAGCAAACCUUCUUUACGGCGACCCAAAACCCAACUGGAACCUACGCCUAAAAAUGGCUUUUGGGAUUGCAAGAGGACUUGUUUAUUUACAUGAAGAUUGCAGCACCCAGAUCAUCCACUGUGAUAUAAAGCCUCAAAACAUACUCCUUGAUGACUACUUUAAUGCUCGUAUCUCUGACUUUGGAUUGGUCAAGCUCUUAAAUAUGAAUCAGAGCCGAACCAAUACAGGUAUAAGGGGAACAAAAGGGUAUGUUGCACUUGAAUGGUUCAAGAGCAUGCCUGUCACGGCCAAGGUAGAUGUCUAUAGCUUUGGAGUCCUGUUGCUGGAAAUUAUCUGUUGCAGAAGAAGCGUGGACAUGGAACCAGAGAAUGAGGAGAGAGCAAUCUUAGCAGAUUGGGCUUGUGACUGUUACACGGCAGGUUCUCUAGAAGAUUUGGUUGAAGAAGAUCAAGAGGCACUGCAAGACAAGAAGAACCUAGUAAAGUUAGUAAUGAUUGCCAUUUGGUGUAUUCAAGAGGACCCAACUCUCAGACCCACCAUGAGGAAAGUUUCUCAGAUGCUUGAAGGAGUUUCUGAAGUGCCUGCUCCACCAUGCCAGAUCCCAAAUAGUGAAACUCUUGGUCACUAUCAUUCACUCACUUUGGAGGAUUGACAGUUUAUCAUAUGAUAAUACUAUUUCUAGUCCUUAGUAUAAGAACUAGUCGACUCAUUUGAGUAUAUUGAGAAAAUUAGUUAAAUUAGUUAUUUGUAAUAAAUAUGUGUUAUCUUUUCUAAACUAUCUUUGGUAAUCAAGUGUAUAGGCUGGAAUUACCAUUAUUACAAGAACUAUUUUGAAAAAAAAGGAUAAAUGUAAGAGAAAAAGUAGAUUGAGAUAUUAUAUUUAGAAUCAAAAUAAAAGUUAAACAAGUUUUUUUUUAUUAAGGAGUCGAGGUGUCAGUUUACUCUUUGUUUGUUUUAAGAAGAUAUAGUGCAUAUGUUGUUGGUAGUCCUUCAGUAUGCUAAUAUUGAAGGAAAGGAAUAAUAUGACUUGCGCGGUUAAGAGAUUCGGAGGAGUUUUAAGUUUUGGAAUCUCCUUCUGAUAAUACACGCACACAUAUUUAUAUGUAUAUAUGUACGUAUGUAUAUCUUUCGCUAGUUAAA